AUGUGCGGCGCCAAGUCCGUGCGACGACACCUGCGCGAUGGUGGCGAGGAAGAAGAGCAGAUGGAUGGGGUGGUGGAGCGGCUGGAGGAGAUGAUGGCGCAGUUCGUGGAGGAGGAAGGGGCGGACGGGCAGCUGGCGCUGGUGGUCUUUCUGCGUGACUCGGGCGCCUACGCGUGCGGGCCGCUGAUGGGCCUCUUCAAGCUCGUCCAGCAGCGGGCCAUCUACGCGCCGGCCUUCCGCAUCAAGCUCUUCCUCCGCGAGCUGGGCCUCAUGACCAAGGACAUGCACGGCCCCAACGCCUGGCGCAUCUUCGUCGACUUCGAACGUGGCCACCGACAGCGCCGCGCCGGCGAAGACGAAGCUGAAGGAGAAGAUGAAGAUGAUGGUGAUGCAGGAGAGGAGGGUGAGGUGGUGGUGACGCACACGCGACGCGAGAAGUCGUCGGCGAACCGGGAGGAGGACCCCGAGCACUACUUCGAGGUCGAGUGGCGCCUCACGCUGGUGACCGACCGGCGGCUCGCAACGCUCGUGCGGGUGGACCUGGCCGUGAUCGACUUCGAGCCGCACCCGCGCAUGCCCGACCCGCUCCGCGCGCACAUCCGCGACGCGCUCGCUCGUUGCUGCGCGCCCUGA
Molecule: messenger RNA, 633 nt
Organism: Acanthamoeba castellanii str. Neff
Lineage: Eukaryota; Discosea; Longamoebia; Acanthamoebidae
Exons: 1
Coding region: 1-633 (210 amino acids)
Source: RefSeq, a predicted model, not a curated record